This is a messenger RNA of Coregonus clupeaformis (lake whitefish), 2311 nucleotides long. Its product is annotated as N-terminal EF-hand calcium-binding protein 1. Gene Ontology annotation, cellular component: cytoplasm; endoplasmic reticulum; Golgi cis cisterna. Gene Ontology annotation, biological process: regulation of amyloid precursor protein biosynthetic process. The record is from RefSeq and is a predicted model, not a curated record. Bases 175 to 1263 code for a protein of 362 amino acids. The transcript is spliced from 13 exons. Gene Ontology annotation, molecular function: calcium ion binding. NCBI's taxonomy places the organism in Eukaryota, Metazoa, Chordata, Actinopteri, Salmoniformes, Salmonidae.
UCGAGAAGGUGGGUUACCUACCGCAGAAAGUUGCAGAGCGACAGCACGGUUGCUUCGGUUUGACAGCAUAGGGCGACACUUUAGAACCCCUCGUCAAAAAACUACAUUUUUGAGCUAUCAAAAGAAGCAGGUGUGUACAAGUUGGCUAUACAACAUCUUCCAAAUCAUUCAGAGAUGUUGGCGUGCACGGAGAUGAUCACCAUGUGCCUUCAGUCGGCAAAACAGAAGCAUAAUCGCGCUCAGCAGCAAGAACAGCAGCCACUGCAUAGCCACGUUAAUGGACUUCCAAUUUUCAAAGAUAUUUUCCGGCGUGCUGACAAAAACGAUGAUGGGAAACUGUCGUUUGAUGAGUUCAAUGCUUAUUUCGCCGACGGGAUUCUCACCACUGAGGAGUUGAAGGAGCUCUUCUACUCCAUAGAUGGAAAGCAGAAUACCAACCUAGACACCGACAAGCUAUCAGAUUACUUUGCUCAACACUUGGGGGAGUAUCUGAAUGUCCUCUCUGCUCUGGAAACCCUAAACGUCGCCAUCUUGAAGGCCAUGGACAAAACUAAAGAGGAGUACCAGGGCUCCUCUGUGCUGGGACAGUUUGUGACCCGCUUCAUGCUGAGGGAGACCUCCAGCCAGCUGCUCUCUCUCCAAAUGUCCCUGCAGUGUGCCAUGGAGGCUGUGGAGGAGGAGAGCAGACCCGCGCCGAGAGAGGUGAAGGCGGCGGAGCAUCCCUCUGCGCAGAGGAACAGCAGGCGAUGUGGCCGCAAGGUUCAGAAGAACAUGUGCCUCUCCCCCACCGACCCCUACUCUGGCAUUCUCACUACAGGAGUGACCAUGGAGACUGAUGACCACUGGUGCUCCCAGAUCAACAGGCUCCAGCUGCUAUUGGACAAGCUGGAGUGGCAGAGUCCAAAGUUGGAACCCCUGAAAGAAGAUAUGCUGGCCAGUACAUAUAAAUCUAACAUCCUGCUGGUGCAGAGGCAGAUUUCGGCGACGGAGGAGGACCUCGAGGAGUUCCAGAAGGUACUCCAGAGCUACGUGGACGCCACGUCCAACCACAGCGACAACUUGCAUGUGUCUAUCCAGAAGCUCCAAGGGAAGUCGUGCUUCAUAAUAUAUGAGUUUUGGCAGGAUCGUAUCUCCUGGAUGAGCUACCUGCAGUCCGAUGCCAGUAAGAAUUUCCAGAGCUGUGUCAUUGAUAUGCUGGAGGAUCCCAAGCUUGUGUCUACCAUGCUGCUCCCAGCAUCCUGGUGGAUCAUGACUAACAACUAGCAACAGAGCACAGAACACCAUAUCUCCUGCCCGCCCCCACACACACAACACAACCCCAAGACAAGAGAUGCAAAAGGCAUCCAAGUCUUUCUGUUCAGAGCGUGCGGACACGGAACACUGCGUUAAUACAGCAUCGUGCGGCGACAUCUUUCUUAUGUACCGUCGACUCAUACUGGUCAUUACCAUAAUGUGCUGUUUCUCUGAAAAAAGGGGGCGAGGAAAAGCAGCCAAUGACAUGAAAGCGAUUCUUUGCAUUGUAAAAGCCAAUGGCAACGCUUUUGAAGCUCUCACUCCGAUACCAUGUUAGAAUCGAUCACGUGGCUUGAAUCAAAAGAUUCUAGUUUAGUAAUAGCGCAUUUCCAUUCCCGACAGCGAUGGAGACAUCAUACAGUUACUGCAAUGUGAUACAGUACAUGCUUUUUAAUGACUUGCUUACUCUUCAGUAGAAUUUGAAGAGAACGACUGGGGCUAGCCGUUUUAAAAUGCAUGCAGACCAACGUUUGACCGAGCCUCGGAAAUUAGUCGCUUUGCAUUCUCACUGCGUAACCUACAGAUAAUUUAUUUCCUUAGAUAGGAACCAAAAUGUGAUGUUUUUCGAAUGCUGAAUGGUUCCUACUCUAGUCGGGGGAGGGGAGGGGGGUGGGUGGGGGUUAUUGAUGUUGCACCCUGCUGCUUUCUUAUUCUUACUUAAGGGACCCCCUGCAAUGUAAUCUAUCUGUUGUUAGGUUUUCUAGUGGUUUGAGUUACGUUGCCUGUCUUUUUAAAUGAGUUUGUCCUAGAUAAUUAACCUGUUUUAAAGAAAGUAUCUAUUAAGCCUAUAAAGCAGAAUACUUUUCAAUGAGAUUUCUUGGUGUGUCACCCUCUCAAGACAUCGUAGAACUAUUCUCUCCCCCCCUAUUUUUCCAUAGUGUACUUUAUUUAACAGAAUAAUAAGAGAAUCAGUCAUGUGCAUAUGGAUGUGUUGUCAUUGUGCUUUUGUUGUUAAUGAAGUAUCUUCUCCAUGUAGAAAUUCAACAUAUUCACUUUAAUAAAAGUCAAUGGCCAGUCA